Molecule: messenger RNA, 4688 nt
Organism: Grammomys surdaster
Lineage: Eukaryota; Metazoa; Chordata; Mammalia; Rodentia; Muridae
Gene: Trpm2
Product: transient receptor potential cation channel subfamily M member 2
Exons: 29
Coding region: 286-4263 (1325 amino acids)
Biological process (GO): calcium ion transmembrane transport
Cellular component (GO): membrane
Molecular function (GO): ligand-gated calcium channel activity
Source: RefSeq, a predicted model, not a curated record
UCAGAGGUCAUACAUAGACCAGUCCUCUCCACGUUCCCGGCACUGAAGCCGAUGGCUCAGGGAUUCUGCUGGGCACCGCCUUACUGGUGUUGGGAAUGGAGAGGAAAGAGUUUGAUUUAGGGAUGAAGGAAGUCUCAACCAUCUUCCCAGGAGUCAGUACAACCUUUAUCACGCUCAGGAACCAGGCACAACAUAUUCAGGAACCCCCAGCCUCACAAAUGAGAAGAGACUUCCCUGAAGGUAUCUAGAGGUCUCUCUCCUUGGGUGAAUCCGGAGCCGUGAAGGAUGGAGUCCUUGGACCGGAGAAGAACAGGCUCUGAGCAAGAGGAGGGUUUUGGGGUGCAGUCCAGGAGGACCACUGAUCUGGGCAUGGUCUCCAAUCUCCGACGAAGCAAUAGCAGCCUUUGCAAGAGCAGGAGGCUUCUGUGCCCCUUCAGCAGUGAGAAGCAAGAAAACCUUAGCUCAUGGAUUCCCGAGAACAUCAAGAAGAAGGCAUGUGUGUACUUCGUGGAAAGUUCCAAACUCUCGGAUGCAGGGAAGGUAGUGUGCGCGUGUGGCUACACCCAUGAACAGCACUUGGAAGUGGCCAUCAAACCUCACACCUUCCAGGGCAAGGAGUGGGACCCAAAGAAGCAUGUCCACGAGAUGCCCACAGAUGCCUUUGGUGACAUCGUUUUCACAGGCCUGAGCCAGAAAGUGGGGAAGUAUGUCCGAGUCUCCCAGGAUACGCCCUCCAGUGUCAUCUACCAGCUCAUGACCCAGCACUGGGGCCUGGAUGUCCCCAACCUCCUCAUCUCCGUGACUGGUGGGGCCAAGAACUUCAACAUGAAGUUGAGGCUGAAGAGUAUUUUCCGGAGAGGCCUGGUCAAGGUGGCCCAAACCACAGGGGCCUGGAUCAUCACUGGAGGGUCCCACACGGGCGUGAUGAAGCAGGUGGGCGAGGCGGUACGGGACUUCAGCCUGAGCAGCAGCUGCAAAGAAGGUGAAGUCAUCACUAUUGGCAUAGCCACGUGGGGCACCAUCCACAACCGCGAGGGGCUGACCCAUCGCGCGGAAGGCCUCCCUGCUGAGUACAUGUUGGAUGAGGAAGGUCAAGGGAACCUGACCUGCCUGGACAGUAACCACUCCCAUUUCAUCCUGGUGGAUGAUGGGACCCAUGGGCAGUAUGGUGUGGAGAUUCCUCUGAGGACUAAGCUGGAGAAGUACAUCUCAGAGCAAACGAAGGAAAGGGGGGGUGUGGCCAUCAAGAUCCCCAUUGUCUGCGUGGUGUUGGAGGGUGGCCCUGGCACUCUGCAUACCAUCUACAACGCCAUCAACAAUGGCACGCCCUGCGUGAUAGUGGAGGGCUCCGGCCGAGUGGCUGAUGUCAUCGCUCAGGUGGCUGCUCUGCCUGUCUCUGAGAUCACCAUCUCCCUAAUCCAGCAGAAGCUCAGCAUCUUCUUCCAAGAGAUGUUUGAGACUUUCACAGAAAACCAGAUCGUGGAAUGGACCAAAAAGAUCCAAGAUAUUGUCCGGAGGCGGCAGCUGCUGACAAUCUUCAGGGAAGGCAAGGACGGUCAGCAGGAUGUGGAUGUGGCCAUUCUGCAGGCGUUACUGAAAGCCUCUCGAAGCCAAGACCACUUCGGCCACGAGAACUGGGACCAUCAGCUGAAGCUGGCCGUGGCCUGGAACCGAGUGGACAUCGCUCGCAGUGAGAUCUUCACCGACGAAUGGCAGUGGAAGCCUGCAGAUCUGCAUCCCAUGAUGACCGCUGCCCUCAUCUCCAACAAGCCUGAGUUCGUGAGACUCUUCCUGGAGAAUGGGGUGAGGCUGAAGGAGUUUGUCACUUGGGAUACCCUUCUCUGCCUGUACGAGAACCUGGAGCCAUCCUGCCUCUUCCACAGCAAGCUGCAGAAGGUGCUGGCCGAAGAACACGAGCGCUUAACCUACACACCCACGAAACCCCGGCUGCACAUGCACCACGUGGCCCAGGUGCUGCGUGAACUCCUGGGGGACUCCACGCAGCUGCUGUACCCCCGGCCCCGGUACACUGACGGUCGGCCACGGCUUUCGCUGCCCAUGCCACACAUCAAGCUGAACGUGCAGGGAGUGAGCCUCCGGUCCCUCUAUAAGCGAUCAACAGGCCAUGUUACCUUCACCAUUGACCCAGUCCGAGAUCUUCUCAUUUGGGCCAUCAUUCAGAACCACAGGGAGCUGGCGGGCAUCAUCUGGGCUCAGAGCCAAGACUGUAUCGCCGCAGCAUUGGCCUGUAGCAAGAUCCUGAAGGAGCUGUCCAAGGAGGAGGAAGAUACAGACAGCUCUGAGGAGAUGCUGGCACUGGCGGAUGAAUUUGAACACAGAGCUAUAGGUGUCUUCACUGAGUGUUACAGGAAGGAUGAGGAAAGAGCCCAGAAGCUGCUUGUCCGUGUGUCUGAGGCCUGGGGGAAGACCACCUGCCUGCAGCUGGCCUUAGAGGCCAAGGACAUGAAAUUCGUAUCUCACGGAGGCAUCCAGGCUUUCUUAACCAAGGUAUGGUGGGGCCAGCUAUGUGUGGACAAUGGUCUGUGGAGGAUUAUCCUGUGCAUGCUGGCCUUCCCGCUGCUCUUCACCGGCCUCAUCUCUUUCAGAGAAAAGAGACUGCAGGCACUGUGCCGCCCAGCCCGGGUCCGUGCCUUCUUCAACGCGCCCGUGGUCAUCUUCCAUCUGAAUAUCAUCUCCUACUUUGCCUUUCUCUGCCUGUUUGCCUAUGUGCUCAUGGUGGACUUCCAGCCGUCACCAUCCUGGUGCGAGUGCCUCAUCUACCUGUGGCUCUUCUCCCUGGUGUGCGAAGAGACACGGCAGCUAUUCUACGAUCCUGAUGGCUGCGGGCUGAUGAAGAUGGCGUCCUUGUACUUCAGUGACUUCUGGAACAAACUGGACGUUGGGGCUAUUCUGCUCUUCAUAGUAGGGUUGACCUGCCGGCUCAUCCCAGCGACGCUGUACCCUGGGCGCAUCAUCCUGUCUUUGGACUUCAUCAUGUUCUGUCUCCGUCUCAUGCACAUCUUCACGAUUAGCAAGACACUGGGGCCCAAGAUCAUCAUCGUCAAGCGGAUGAUGAAGGACGUCUUCUUCUUCCUCUUUCUCCUGGCGGUGUGGGUGGUGUCCUUCGGCGUGGCCAAGCAGGCCAUCCUCAUCCACAAUGAGAGCCGCGUGGACUGGAUCUUCCGUGGGGUUGUCUACCACUCUUACCUCACCAUCUUUGGGCAGAUCCCAACCUAUAUUGACGGCGUGAAUUUCAGCAUGGACCAGUGCAGCCCCAAUGGCACGGACCCCUACAAGCCAAAGUGUCCUGAGAGCGACUGGACAGGGCAGGCACCUGCCUUCCCCGAGUGGCUGACGGUCACCCUGCUCUGCCUCUACCUGCUCUUUGCAAACAUCCUGCUCCUUAACUUACUCAUCGCCAUGUUCAACUAUACCUUCCAGGAGGUGCAGGAACACACAGACCAGAUCUGGAAGUUCCAGCGCCACGACCUGAUUGAGGAGUACCAUGGCCGACCCCCGGCCCCUCCCCCAUUCAUCCUUCUCAGCCACCUGCAGCUCCUGAUCAAGAGGAUUGUCCUGAAGAUCCCUGCCAAGAGGCACAAGCAGCUCAAGAACAAGCUGGAGAAGAACGAAGAGGCAGCCCUCCUGUCCUGGGAGCUCUACCUGAAGGAGAACUACCUGCAGAACCAGCAGUACCAGCACAAACAGCGGCCAGAGCAGAAGAUCCAGGACAUCAGUGAGAAAGUGGACACCAUGGUGGAUCUGCUGGACAUGGACCGUGUGAAGAGGUCAGGCUCCACAGAGCAGAGGCUGGCCUCCCUGGAGGAACAGGUGACUCAGAUGACCAGGGCUUUGCAUUGGAUCGUGACAACCCUGAAGGACAGUGGCUUUGGCUCGGGGGCAGGUGCGCUGACCCUGGCACCCCAAAGGGCCUUUGAUGAACCAGAUGCUGAGCUGAGUAUCAGGAAGAAGGUAGAGGAACAAGGAGAUGGUUACCACAUCAGCGCCCGCCACCUCCUCUACCCCAAUGCCCGCAUCAUGCGCUUCCCUGUGCCUAAUGAGAAGGUGCCCUGGGAGGCGGAGUUUCUGAUCUACGACCCUCCAUUUUACACAGCUGAGAAGAAGGAUGUGACUCUCACAGACCCUGCGGGAGACACGGCAGAACCUCUGUCUAAGAUCAGUUACAACGUCGUGGAUGGACCCACGGACCGUCGCAGCUUCCACGGAGUCUAUGUGGUCCAGUCUGGGUUCCCUUUUGUUUGAAGUAACUGUUCCUAGUUGACCACAUAGCUGGAGGUAGUGGGAGCGGGGUAUGCAAGGCAGAGAAGGAGCUGGGCCAGUCAGCUUUCUAUCGUUAUGAAACACCCAGGACAACCAGCCGAGAAACAGAGAAUUCUCACUGUGGCCUCAGUUUGAAAGCUUUUAGUUCAAACUCAAGGUGAGACCCUGAUGGCUCUGUGGGAAGGAAACCCCAUCAUGGCAGGGUGUGUGGAAUAGAGAGAACUGCUCCUCUCAUGGCUGGGAAGCAAAGGGGGAAGAGGAAUCUGGGGUUCCUCAAAGGACAUCCCGAUGACCUAAGUCUCCCAUCAGGCCUCGCGGCGCUUCCAAAGGGCUCUACCUCCCAGUGGCUCCAUGCCAAGGCCAACCUAUCCAUCAGGUGGCAGGGGACACCAGGACCUCAGCUGAGC